Phytophthora sojae is the source of this 1403-nucleotide messenger RNA. RefSeq lists its product as hypothetical. The record is from RefSeq and is a predicted model, not a curated record. Bases 373 to 1242 code for a protein of 289 amino acids. The transcript has a single exon. Gene Ontology annotation, molecular function: protein binding. NCBI's taxonomy places the organism in Eukaryota, Oomycota, Peronosporomycetes, Peronosporales, Peronosporaceae.
CCCUCCCCCCGCCCUUUACCAAGGAAGCAGCUUAAGAAAAGCAAACGAUCAGGGAGACUAUGUCUUUCUAAGUCGGUGUGUUUUUCGCGUGGUGGUCAAGAUGAUGUCUUGAAGAUCGGUUUCAGCUCCUCCGUCCGUACUCAGCAUGAAUAUGGACUAAGAGAAGAUGGCAACAGCGUUUGAAGAACAAACGGAAGGUUAGAAAUGAUGGCGGCGUAGCACGGAGUUAGAAGGAUGGUUCCCCGGAAUGAAGAAUUGAAGACAAGAGAAGAAGAAGCAACAAAGAACAAGACAUAAAGAAGCGAUCAAGUCGAGACAAGCAGCUCGAAGUACAAAAACAACAAGAACAAGAAGAAGAUAACAAGUGGCAGCAUGUUGCGCGACUCGGAAGAAGCGACAGCGUGGCUGCGCAUGGCCGACCCCGUGAAGAACUGGAGCGACUGGCAGCUGGCGCUGGACAAGCCAAGCUUGUUGAGCAGCGGCGCCAUCCAGACGGUGGAGAUCGUGGAGAAGGCGGACGACGGCAAGCUGGCCCACGACGUGGACGACCUGGCGGCGAUCUUCGAGGGCCUCGUGGACGGAGCGGACAUCCAGCUCCCCUGCGACGACCUGGAGCAGACUGCCCCCAGCAAGGACGCGACCGCGGGCUGGAUUGACACGCUGGACGACGACGUGGUGAACGUGAACGAGCUCUCGGCCGCGUUCGACAUGCUGGUGGACGAGCAGGAGAAGGCGGCGGAGACGUCGGAGGACGACGAGGACGACGAGAUGGAGGAGGCUGACAGCGGCGACGAGGCUAGCCCCAACGUCAAGAUCAUCCCGUCGGCCCCCGUGUGGGCCUCCAUGGCCCCGCUGGACCCUCGCUCGUGCAUCCGCACGCCGGUGUUCAAGAACCUGGACUCGCGUAUCCCGCGCGUGUCGGUGCCUCGGAUGGACCUGUCUUUCUCGCCCAACGGCGCGGUUGUGAAGGCUGCUGGUGCCCCCGGCGUCAGCCGCCCGCCGCUGUCGAUGUCGCCCAAGAGCGAGAAGGCCAAGGUCGCCAAGUACCACCACGACCCCAAGACGUGCUGGAUCUGCAUGAGUUCCAAGACCCCGGAGAAGAAGCGCGCGCUGCACCGCUACCACGAGAAGCGGACGCGCCGCAACUGGAAGCGGGGUCCUCGGUACACUGGACGAAGUAACGUCGCGACGUCGCGUGUGCGCAACGGCGGACGGUUCAUCUGCACGACGCGGUGGAUCUGAUUCUCUUCUUGAAGCCUGCGGGCUGGUUUGAUUUGGUUUGGUUUGAUUUUUUUUAGCUUUUUCUUUUACCUGGAGCUUCUCUCCACCCAGUUUUUUCAUGUUAGUUGGUAGGGCUUUUCCUUUAUAAUGCAAGUAAUGCAUUGGCAUCAUUUUCAAACAUC